Balaenoptera acutorostrata (minke whale) is the source of this 2561-nucleotide messenger RNA. It is a transcript of the gene EEF1AKMT1, whose product is annotated as EEF1A lysine methyltransferase 1. The transcript has 6 exons. Gene Ontology annotation, molecular function: nucleic acid binding; protein-lysine N-methyltransferase activity. Gene Ontology annotation, biological process: methylation. The coding region runs from base 100 to 744 and encodes 214 amino acids. Lineage: Eukaryota; Metazoa; Chordata; Mammalia; Artiodactyla; Balaenopteridae. The record is from RefSeq and is a predicted model, not a curated record.
GCGGGACUUGUGCGCACGCGCAGACGCAGUUGGCUGUCCGGGCCAGCGAGGUGAGGCGCCGGCACUCGCGCGGAGGCGAGGGGGACGAGUUGGUGUGAAAUGAGCAACUCUGAAGAUGAGGACCUCCCCCAGCUCUCUUCCCAUGCCCUUGCAGCUCUGCAGGAAUUUUAUGCUGAGCAGAAACAGUACACUGACCUCGGUGGCGAUGACAAGUAUAACAUUGGAAUAAUAGAAGAGAACUGGCAGCUGAGCCAGUUUUGGUACACUCCGGAGACCGCCCUGCACCUUGCAGAGGAAGCCGUGGCAGCUGCUGGGGAAGGUGGCAGAAUAGCAUGUGUGAGUGCCCCCAGCGUUUACCAGAAGCUGAGAGAGCUGCACAGAGAAGACUUUUCUAUCUGUAUCUUCGAAUAUGACCACAGGUUUGCCAUAUACGGAGAGGAGUUUAUCUUCUAUGAUUACAAUAACCCAGUGGAUUUACCUGAGAAAAUUGCUGCACACAGUUUUGACAUUGUAAUAGCAGAUCCCCCCUAUCUCUCUGAGGAAUGUCUUAGAAAAACGUCGGAAACCAUCAAGUACCUGACCCGGGGCAAGAUUCUGCUGUGCACAGGUGCCGUCAUGGAGGAAGAGGCAGCAAAACUUCUUGGAGUGAAGAUGUGCAAGUUUAUUCCAAGACACACUCGAACCUUGGGAAAUGAAUUUCGCUGUUACGUGAAUUAUGAUUCUGGGCUGGACCGUGAACUGUGAACGCAGCUGGUAAUACAAUGUAGUAAAGGACCCAUGUGACAUUUCCCUCUUUUUAUUUUCUUAGUAGACUGAAAAGCUACGACCUCCCCUCCUCCCUCACAAACUGGGGCUCUCCCCGGCCUAACUUUCAAGAUGAAGAAGACAACAUCUUGUUGUGAUUUCCUUAGUGAGGGCAUCCCUAGAGCUUGGGAUGCUUUUGCCAACUUGAAUCAGUGGAAUUAUAUUUGGAAGAAGUCAUAGAAGCAUCUAGUCUACUGUCCUCACUUAACGCAGGUAAAGAGCAGAAGCACAGGCAGCUUAGUGACGGGCCCGCGGGUAAAGAGCAGAAGCACAGGCAGCUUAGUGACGGGCCCGCGGGUAAAGAGCAGAAGCACAGGCAGCUUAGUGACGGGCCCGCGGGUAAAGAGCAGAAGCACAGGCAGCUUAGUGACAGGCCCGGACCUUGGCCUCUGCCUGGGGCGCAUCCUGUGUGCCUGCGGACACCCGAGUGCGCUUUGACAGCCAUGCCGUUUGGAGUUGUAGCUGAGGACGGGGUUGUGUCCAGUUCACAGUUGCCUCCCAGGAGCUCAGUGCCCAGGAGAGGUAUUUGUUAAAUGGAUGAGUGUUCCAUUCAGAGAAAAAUGCAAAUACAGGUGCCUUUCUAGAUCUUGGCAGGGAAAGCUGAUUCUUCCAUUGGGAAUGCGUUACCUGUUAACAGCUAACAUUAGUUAAACUGAUGAUGAAUACAGUUUAUGGAAUAGCAGUAUUAUCCCCAUGCAAACCAUUUACUCUCCUUCAGUCCACUCCUCUGAUGUUUGCACUAUGUAUGUUUGAGGAGUGGCUAGAAAAUGUUACUUACCCAAGGUUUGAAAGGCAAUAUUUCUUUUUUGAUGUUGAUCUGAACCUUCUGUUUUCUGCACAAGAAUAUGCUAGAUAUACCACCACUAGGUUUACUUUUUUCCCCAGAGGUUUAGCACAGAAGUAAAAUUCCCCAAAUGGUAUAUAGAACUACCCACAGCUAUCAAUUUCAAUUUUGAAUUUUUUAUUUGGAAAAUAUGAAUUUUGCUCAGCAAUGUUUUCAUGCACAACCUCUGUCAAUAUUUGGUACAAACUGAAAAUUCUCGGUUGACCUUCCAUCCAGAUCAAACCUAGGCUGAUUGUAAGUAGGGCAAGAGCAUAUAAACAGCGAUGCAGAGAGGCUGACUCUGCAGAUGAUCUUCCUAAACAUCAACCAUAAAAUUAAGAUAAAGUGAAGACCUUAAUUAACAGUUUCCUCUGAAAAUUAGUGGAGCCAUCAAAGCAGAGUCCAGAGAGAAAUGCACAGCCAGCGUGCCCUUCACCUACAAUUGUUAAGGAUUUUAAAGCAAGUUAAGAACUUCUUACUUUUACAAAUAAUUGUGUUCAGGGACAGACUUAAGCCUAAAGAAAAGAGUAAAGGUUAAGCUCACGCAGUUGUAGAAGAGGACUGCUGAUUUCUGGGAAUUUUAAGUCUGCAAGUGAAAAAAAUAAACCUGCGGCGAUUUAUAUCCUCAUGAAUAAAGCAAGUGUGAGAUUCUGGGGUGAGCUGAGCCUCUCAGAGGGAGGGCAGGUCCCAUGCAGCCAUGUCCACUGGUGACCGUCAGCAACAGGCGGGAUUCAGGGACCCAGGCCACAAGGCGGGCUAGAGGGUGAGGGUUCCACCUGCGCUUCUAAAAACUCCUGCUGAGGAAGUGAAAACAAUGUUUAUAAAAUGUUUACGUGUCAAGUAAAAUGUUGUUUUUAAUAUACUUGCUGAAAAUGGCUAACAUAGUUUCUGCCCCUACUGGAAACAGCUGAAUAAACAAGAAGGUAUAUGGUAA